ACCCAGAACUCUAAGCAGGAUUUUUUCGAGCACAGGCUGGCUUGUACUUUACAAUCUAUUUGCAUAUAUGUUAGUUUCUACAGAACCUGGGGAGAGAGGUGUCAGUGGCCCUUUGCAGAGAAGGAGCCUGAGGCCGGGACCUCCGGUCCUUCUGUCACAGCCCCUCACCUCCUGUCACCUUCCUGCCCAACUCAGACAUACAAAUACAGUGCGAGGCGCAUGGCUGGUACUCUCUCAGUAAGUGUCUGCUGCAGGGAACUGGCUUGUUGGAAUCAUAGCAUGUUAGAACCAGAAAGGUCUUUAGAAACCUAGUAUUUUCUCAAAAUCGAGGCUUUUUUAGGAAAAAAAACCCAAUUUAAGUUGAAAUCACUUUUUUCAAAUAAAACCUUGAAUGGAACCCCAAUAAAGGAACUGCUCUGAUUGAAGCCGCCCUAGCUCAGCGUCUCCCACAUCCCGGGGCAUCGGUCCAACCCCCAAGGGGAGAACCGGGCCGCACAGAGGUCAAAGGCCUCACAGCCAGUCGACGUCAGAGGGGAACAUCUUCUAUCACGCUGGGCCCCACACUCUGGGCAAAGCGCACUUACCCGCACAUCCCUCACCAGGUGGGCUGCUCAGUCUACCGUCUGAAGGCGUGGUGAACCCACCAAACAGGAAUCAGGUGGUAAGUGGGGCGACAGGGGCACGAAAGCCACUCCGCCUUCUGCAGCAAGUGUGGCCUAACAGUCACCGUCACACACAAGCCCAGGUCUGAAGAGGCUAACCAAGCAGAACCGCCGUCUGCUCGCGAGGGCAAGCUGAAAGCUUCAAAUCUGUGUGCCGCUGCUUUCACGCCAUUUAACCUCCACAACUCGGGGAGCAAACAUAGGUGUUUCACAGAUGGGUGCACACACGACCAGGGGCGUUAAGUCAUCUGCUCAAGGUCAUACAGCCAAUCAGCGGCACGGCCCGAAUUCGAACCUAAGACUCUGGUGUAGGCGGCGGGGAACGAGGCAGCGAGGCCCCUGGGGCCGCCCGCAGCUCCGACACCGACUCCCGCGUGACCUUGAGCGGCAGCAUCCGCAGACGCAGGCUGGCUCCGCCGGGGAACCGGGGAACUGCGGGGAGCCCCUGAAGCCCCUCCCGGCUCCGGCUCCGACUCCGGCCCCGGCUCCGGCCCCGAGCUGCCAAGGGCACCACAGCUCUCGAGGUCGCGGCUUUCUCCCCAACAUCAGCGGCGGGGGGCUCGGACGGGGACUCCCGCGUGCAGGGGCCCCGCGCCCUCCGAAGGGAGCACCGCGUGCUCCCGCGAGCCCCGCGCCCACACCCCGGCCCCGCCGGCCGCGCUCGAGCCUCCCCGGGCUCGAUGCCAGGCCCAGCCCGGCCCCGGCGCGGCGCUCGCGGGGGCACCCGGGCCCCGCCGUGACCUUGGCCGGCCCCGCCUCAGGUGCGACCGUCCGGGCGCAAGGCUGCCCGCACCGUCCGCGGCCCCGGCGCCCGCACCGUUCCCGCCCGGCCCGCCGCCCGCCGCCGCACACCGGCCCGCCCGGCGCUCACCUUGGAGAUCCACGCGGGACCAGCCAUCGCGACCCUCCUCGCGCCGCGACGACAGCAGCGGCAGCAGUGCGCAACCGCGCAAUACGGCCCGGGGCCCCGCCCCCGAGUGACCACGCCCCCCGGUCCCCGUCCCGCCCCCUGCCGGCUCCGCUGGCCAAUCGCCUGGCUGACCUCGCGGUGACGCGCGGAGGCGCGACCCGGAAGCCACCCAGCGCGCGUCUCCAGGAAGGCCCCACCCUCUCCUCGCGGCUGCCGGCGUCGGAAUCCUUUGGAGCUCUGAGCCUCCGACUGCCGGCGUCCAGGUCUGGGUGGGCGGUGGGCUCCCUGCUGCGGGCGCCCGCGCCUCCCCGAGACUCGCAGGCUCAGGCUACGGCUUCUCUCGCGGAGUUUGCAGUCUCGUGCAGAAAACAGCACAUCCAGCUGCUCAGUGACUUUGAGACAAACAUUGGAGGACUUUCUCCAAUCCAUAUCCAAUCUUCACAUCAACCCCAUGAGGAAACCGAGGCACAGCGAGUAGCAGUGAUGGCGGCAUUACACUGGGACGCCUGAUUACUGAGACAGUUCUAGGUUUCUGUGAGGGGCCAUGCAGUUCAACAACGGCUUCCCAAGAGAAGUCCUAUCAAGUGCUGGGUGAGGACGAGUAAUGAAUACGCCCAGGCCUACCCUCCAAGUCUAGUGAGGGAGAAACACAGAAAUUCGGUGACAGGUGCUUGAAGGAGUUUGGACAGGGUGGGGCUGGCUGGGGAAGAUCCCGUCUUGGAGAUGGUGUUUAAAGCAGUCCUUGAGGAGGUAAGAUGUCAGCAGCCUGCGAUGGGGUCCGAACGGACCGGUGCCAGCAAAGACUUGGAGGCAGGAAAGCGUUGAAUCCUCACAAGCUUAGGUUCUCAGACUGAAACAGCCCUCAGAGGUCGCCCGGUGCAGCCCCCAUGGCAAGGUGCUCCCUGCUUCCCGAGCAGCUGGAGAGACGUCAUCUGGGAGCCCCUCCCUCGAUGGACCACAGGUUCCAGAACUGCUCAUAGACGUUCUGGCAUUCCUCCAACAUGCAGGCCAGUGUCCCCUGGACAAGCACCUUUGUCCUGUGCUGGCAUUUGGGAGCGCCCAGAGGUGCCAUCAGCAAGGCGUGUUGGGACCAAGGUAUGCUUGCCACUCAGGAGAAGGAUCUGGAAGGUGUGUCCUUGUUUGUGACUACAGCACUACCCCGUCCAGGGGUGCUGUACUCUACAAAAUGGUUUUAAUCAAGGUGGUGGCCUUUAAAUUAAUAAAUCAGCAAAAUACAUUAUAUUUAUUCACAUGCUAAA
Messenger RNA from Acinonyx jubatus (cheetah), 2831 nucleotides. RefSeq lists its product as uncharacterized. The record is from RefSeq and is a predicted model, not a curated record. The transcript is spliced from 2 exons. NCBI's taxonomy places the organism in Eukaryota, Metazoa, Chordata, Mammalia, Carnivora, Felidae. The coding region runs from base 877 to 2082 and encodes 401 amino acids.